This is a messenger RNA of Truncatella angustata, 896 nucleotides long. RefSeq lists its product as uncharacterized. NCBI's taxonomy places the organism in Eukaryota, Fungi, Ascomycota, Sordariomycetes, Amphisphaeriales, Sporocadaceae. The coding region runs from base 233 to 883 and encodes 216 amino acids. The transcript has 4 exons. The record is from RefSeq and is a predicted model, not a curated record.
GCGUUGGUAAUUUUGACACAGCAAUUGAACGAUUGCAAAUCGCCGUGACUGGCGUGGCUCAUGCCAGGCAAAUAAAGGCCGGCAUGGCGCCAGAUUCACCGCGGCUUGAACUAUGGAAGAUGAUUCACACAUGUCAGAGAGACCUAGUCUAGAUUAAGAACGCUGAGACACUCCCACGGGCUUACACACCCUCUUAAUAACAGGUUCGUGAUUGAAUAUGGAGUCAUGAACAAUGGUCGCUAUAAAGAUGUUUCUUUCUUGCCUCAUGGCUUUCUUCUCUGACAUUGCUAUUGCUGCCUCCAUACCGAACAUUCUACCUUCGCCGUAUGAUCGUGUGACCGACAUAACCUGGCGCGGCAAUGUUACCGAAGGUGGCCCAGUCGUCACCUACACCGGUACCAGCCUCGAUCACAUCGAGCAGCAGAUCGCCGCGGAUGUUCCCGGUUUCGCCUGGAACACGACCUGGCACGCAACCGCUUUUCACCGAAAGACAGUGUGGCCGGACGCCUACCCCCCUCUCGGGGUUCACCCGGUCCAGGACACCCCCGCCCGCUGCGGCAUGGUCGUGAACCACCGACCUUGCGACUUCCAGGCACUGAGAGACGGAUACGAAUACCUGCUCCACAAGGCUGGCUCCGUCUUUCUCGACGCCCGCAGCUGCCAGCGCGUCAGCUGCUCCUGGGACUCCGGAAUCUAUUUCUGCAACGACCGGGACCGCCCCGUCCAGGUCCCCGUCCAACAUUUGGGGUGGUACGCCUACAACAUCACGCUCGGUUGCGGCGGACAGGAGGGCAUGGGCGCCACGGGCGUUGCCGGCCAGAUGUUCAACGAGGAGGAGUGGAAUGUGUUCGUGGGGGCCACCAGCGCCGGGGAAGACUGCUAGACCGGUCGUCAAG